GUUUGACUCGUAGUCUGCUACACUUUCCUUUCUUGGACAGCAAAUAGAAGAGAGACGUUUCCCCGUUAUUCUCGGCUCUCGCGACCUACUUCUCUCAUACUCGCCACUACUUCUCAUCGUUCUGUUCUAAACCCAAUGCAAAUGUCGAAGGAGAUUCACUUUUCGUCCUCCAUGUGAAUUACUUUUGAGUUGAAUUGAAUGUCUUAAGAGGAAAUAGAAAAGAAUCAAUCAAUUGUGGGUGUUAGAGCAGAAGAAAAGAGAAGAGCAGUGAAAUCACUGAACAACGAAAAUGAAGACCAAGACGCCAUUGAAGCAAUUGAAGCUUGCGGUUCCUGCUCAAGAAACUCCCAUUACCUCUUUCUUGACUGCAAGUGGAACAUUCCAUGAUGGAGAUCUACUCUUGAAUCAGAAAGGGCUGCGUCUUAUGUCUGAAGAAAAAGAAUCACAGCCUUCUGAUGGUAAGGAAUUGGAAUUUGACUUCUCGCUAGACGACCUUGAGACCAUCAAAGUAAUUGGAAAGGGAAGUGGUGGUGUGGUGCAACUUGUUCGCCAUAAGUGGGUUGGAAAAUUGUUUGCUUUAAAGGUUAUUCAAAUGAAUAUACAAGAGGAUAUUCGAAAACAGAUUGUUCAGGAACUGAAAAUAAAUCAAGUGUCACAGUGUCCACAUGUCGUAGUGUGCUAUCACUCAUUCUAUCACAAUGGAGUUAUAUCUCUUGUGUUAGAAUACAUGGAUCGUGGUUCUCUAGCAGAUGUAAUCAAACAAGUUAAAACAAUUUUGGAGCCAUAUCUUGCUGUGGUUUGUAAGCAGGUAUUGCAAGGUCUUGUUUACUUGCAUAAUGAAAGACAUGUAAUACAUAGGGACAUUAAGCCAUCCAAUUUGUUAGUUAAUCACAAAGGCGAGGUGAAGAUUACUGAUUUUGGUGUCAGUGCUAUGCUAGCAAGCUCAAUGGGCCAAAGAGAUACAUUUGUUGGAACUUACAAUUACAUGUCGCCAGAAAGAAUUAAAGGGAGUACUUAUGAUUAUAGCUGUGACAUCUGGAGUUUAGGCAUGGUAGUGCUCGAGUGUGCCAUAGGACGUUUUCCUUAUAUACAAUCUGAAGAUCAGCAAGGCUGCCCUAGUUUUUAUGAGCUUUUGCAAGCAAUUGUGGAAAAACCCCCACCUUCUGCUCCAUCGGAUCAAUUCUCACCGGAGUUUUGUUCAUUUGUCGCAUCCUGCAUCCAAAAGGAUCCUCGGGAUAGAUCAACAUCUUUGGAGCUUCUGGGUCAUCCUUUCAUAAAAAAGUUUGAAGAUAAAGAUCUAGAUCUUGGGAUUUUGGUAGGUAGCUUGGAACCUCCUAUAAAUUUUCCCAGAUAAUUCUUAUAAUUUAAAGUGAUAAAAUUUGUACUAGUCAAUCAUAACUCUUGGUGACAGAGCAGGGAAAUUUCUCUUAUCUAUUAUAUUAGAUGAGUAUACUGGUAUGAGUCCUAAACUUGGUGACUUCAUUACAGUUUUCUGAAAACAUAUGUAUAAUAGUUCUCUUGUUUGUAUUUAAGGGCUUGAUCAUUUUGUUUGA
Cajanus cajan (pigeon pea) is the source of this 1553-nucleotide messenger RNA. RefSeq names its product MAP kinase kinase 6 (gene MKK6). Gene Ontology annotation, molecular function: MAP kinase kinase activity; ATP binding. Lineage: Eukaryota; Viridiplantae; Streptophyta; Magnoliopsida; Fabales; Fabaceae. The record is from RefSeq and is a predicted model, not a curated record. Gene Ontology annotation, biological process: MAPK cascade; protein phosphorylation.